UACAUUACACACAUUCUUUUAGGGGUUUUCACAUUCUUCAGCUCACAUUUUGAAUUAUGAUUAUGAGACGCCAUGGCUGGCAACGCCCACUUCACCCUCUACAGAUAGUGGGAAUGUGUAUAUAUGGUUUUCUAGUUGCAGCUUUCUAUAGCUUCUUAGGGCUUUUUCUUGGUACCCGGAUUGCGGUUAUUGUUAUUACCUCGAUUUAUUCAUUUACGGCACUUGGGGUUAUGUUUCUAUUCAGUAGGUGCACUGCAAUUGACCCGACGGAUAAAACUAACUCCAAAAGGAAGACUAAACGAAAGCAGAACAUGACAAGGCAGUUAAAUUAUGGUUUUAUACUGGGUCACAUUGUUAUGAGGCUUUUCACGAAGAUUGAACGUAAGAUACUUAGGAAGUUCAUAAGGAGAAAGUAUCUUGAUCCUUUGAGUACCACAGCUCAAAUGGAGCCUCUGCUUCCAUUCCCACUUGUCAUCAAGGAUGAUUCAGUUUCACCUGGCCCGAUUCAAGAUGAUAUAUCGUUUUGUGCCCUGUGUGAUUGUCAGGUAAAAAAGCAUAGCAAGCAUUGCAGGACGUGCAACCGUUGUGUUGAAGGAUUUGAUCACCACUGCAGGUGGUUAAACAACUGUGUCGGGAAGAAAAACUAUAGGACGUUUAUUCUUCUGCUUGUGUUCGUCCUGCUAAUGCUUAUGGUUGAAGGAGGGACUGCAAUUGCAAUAUUUGUUAGGUGCUUUGCAGAUCCAAAAGGAAUAGAUAGGGAGCUUGUAAGAAGGCUCCAUUUUCAUUUUCCUAGAGGAGCUCUUGUAGCCAUCUGUGUUUUGCUGGUUCUGCUGACAGCUUACGGUUCAGCAGCUCUUGGACAACUUUUCUUCUUUCAUGUUGUUCUCAUCCGCAAGGGAAUGCGAACUUAUGAUUACAUAAUGGCAAUGAAGGAAGAAAAUAUGUUAAUGGAACAAGAAAUGUCAGAAGACGAUUCUGACAUGUCUUCUGAUGAGAGUAUAGAGUUGGAUUCCCCUGAAAAAACAAGAUUUAUGAUAUGUAGAGAGAAGAUGCCAGAGAACCAGCAGAUACUUUCUGUUAGAAUUGAUAAAGAACCUCCAGUGACGAAGAAGCAAGGUUUUCGUGCAAGUAUAAGUCCAUGGAAGCUUAUUAAGAUGAGCCGAGAAAAGGCUCAACUAGCUGCUGAUAAGGCAAGAGAAAGGUUCAUGAGACAAAAAACCAUCGAGGAAGAUGAUGAUUCACUUAAGCCACUACCAUUGGAGACUAAAAGUGGACCAUUAUUAACUUCAACAAACAUAGAUGGCAAUAAGGGUGUUGGCAUUGGUGCGACUCCUCUAGUUGUAAAAGGGACAAUAUCUAGUCCACGAAGACGGUUUUCUGUUUCUCCAUCACCAAAGCAAAAGUAUAAGAGUAAUUUUGAUCUGAAGUUAACUGAGGUUUCCAGGGAGCUUGAGACCUAUAUUUCAAGGCAGGUGUUAUGUUCUGUAAUCAAGAAGGGUGAUAGCGAGUCAUCCCCAUCUCCUAGAUAGUCACUUGUCUUCUCAGUCUUUGAGAAAGAUAUGUACUCAUUAUUAUGUAUGUUGAUUCAUGGCCAACCGGUCACAGAUAUAUAAAUGUCUAGUAUUGUAAUUUAUAAGAUACAAGUUCAACAAAUUCAACUCCAUUCUUCAA
Erigeron canadensis is the source of this 1671-nucleotide messenger RNA. RefSeq names its product protein S-acyltransferase 18. Gene Ontology annotation, molecular function: protein-cysteine S-palmitoyltransferase activity. Gene Ontology annotation, biological process: peptidyl-L-cysteine S-palmitoylation; protein targeting to membrane. Bases 57 to 1529 code for a protein of 490 amino acids. Lineage: Eukaryota; Viridiplantae; Streptophyta; Magnoliopsida; Asterales; Asteraceae. The record is from RefSeq and is a predicted model, not a curated record. Gene Ontology annotation, cellular component: endoplasmic reticulum; Golgi apparatus. The transcript has 9 exons.